Molecule: messenger RNA, 3101 nt
Organism: Medicago truncatula (barrel medic)
Lineage: Eukaryota; Viridiplantae; Streptophyta; Magnoliopsida; Fabales; Fabaceae
Product: potassium channel AKT1
Exons: 12
Coding region: 218-2872 (884 amino acids)
Biological process (GO): potassium ion transport; transmembrane transport
Cellular component (GO): membrane
Molecular function (GO): voltage-gated potassium channel activity; protein binding
Source: RefSeq, a predicted model, not a curated record
CUUCAUUGAUUAAUGUCAAGGAGAAGAAGCAAUUAACACCAUACAAUACCACACAAAUUCCAUCUCCAGAGAAUUAAUAAAGAAGCUGGUGUUGCAUGGUGAUUAAUCAUAUAAUGAUUGAACAAAGUUAGCUAGCUUCAUAAAAACCGUAGACGUACAAUCGUGACAUUAAGAAAUUUCAUUGAAACAUUGUUACUAAUCUCUACGGUGUGCAAAAAUGAUGUAUGAAAGCCACAACGAUGAUGAUGCCUUAGAUCAUGAGAGAAAUAUGAACAUGAUGGAAAAUCAUAAUGGAGAUGGAAUUCUCCCGGAACACGAUGAUGGCAGCAUGUACAGCCUCACUGGCGGAGCUCCACUUCCGCCUCUAGGCGAUUUCGGAGCCAAAAGAACCAAACUCCGUCGAAGAACCAUCUCCCCCAAUGACCGUCGCUACAGAUGGUGGCAGAUGUUUUUGGUGGUGUUAGUGUUCUACACUGCAUGGGUGUCACCAUUUGAAUUCGGGUUCUUGAAUGAACCUUUGAGACCUCUUUCGAUUACUGAUAAUGUUGUGAAUAUAAUAUUUUUCUUUGAUAUUUGGUUAACUUUCUUUGUUGCUUACUAUGACAAAACUACGUAUUUGCUUGUGGAUAGCCAUGGGCCUAUUGCGAGGAGAUAUCUAAGAACAUGGUUUCUAUUUGAUCUCGUUUCCACUAUUCCUUAUGAACUCGCCCACAGAUUAUUUCCUAGACUCGACACUUAUGGCUACUUCGGUAUGCUUCGCCUUUGGCGUCUUCGCAGAGUCAGUGCCAUGUUUGCAAGAUUAGAAAAGGAUAGACAUUAUAACUACUUCUGGUUGCGGUGUUCAAAGUUUAUUUGUGUUACUCUAUUUGUAGUACAUAAUGGAGCCUGCAUUUUCUACUUUCUUGCCGACCAUUAUGCUAAAGACCUAAGCACAACGUGGCUUGGGCUUGUUCCUGAUGCGGUUGACAAGAAGAAUACGAUGUCUCUCUACGUAGCAUCAGUAUACUGGUCCAUUAUCACUGUUUCAACAGUUGGUUAUGGUGAUCUGCAUCCUGUAAAUACAAGGGAGAUGCUAUUUGACAUUUUCUUUAUACUCUUUAAUCAGGGACUUACUGCAUACAUCAUUGGAAACAUGACAAAUCUAGCUGUUCAUGCCACAAGCAGAACUAGGCAAUAUAGGUACACAGUACAAGCUGCCGCAAAUUUUGCCCGCCGGAAUAAGAUACCUAUCCACUUGGAAGAACAGAUGCUUUCUCAUUUGUUCAUGAAGUACCGAACCGAUUUGGAAGGAGUGCAGCAACAAGAGAUUAUUGAUUCCCUUCCAAAAGCUAUUCAAUCUAGUAUCUCAUACUACUUAUUCUUUUCAAUGAUGGACAACGUAUACUUGUUUAAGGGAGUGUCAAAAGACCUAAUUUUUCAAUUGGUCACAGAGAUGAAGGCGGAGUAUUUUCCUCCAAAGGAAGAUGUGAUUUUGGAUAAUGAAGCACCAACAGACUUUUAUAUUUUUGUCACCGGUGCCGCGGAACUUAUCAAACGGGUGAAUGGAGUAGAACAUGUCGUUGGUAAGGUACAUGCAAAAGAUCUUGUUGGUGAAGUAGGAGUUCUAUGUUACAGGCCGCAGCCGUAUACAGUCCGGACUAAACGAUUGAGCCAAAUUUUGCGCUUGAGUCGUGCUACAUUUCUAAAUAUUCUUCAUUCAAGUGUUGGAGAUGGGACAAUAAUCAUGAACAACUUUCUAAAUCAUUUGCAAACUUCUGAUAUUCCAGGGUUGGAUGCUAUUUUGGAAGAAACAGAGGCCAUGUUGGCUCGUGGUAAAACAGAUCUACCUAUCAGCACAUGCUUUGCAGCAGGCAGAAGUGACAAACGACUGUUACAACGGUUGCUGAAGAAGGGCUCAGAUCCAAAUGAAACAGACAGGAAUGGAAGAACAGCACUGCAUAUCUCAGCUUCUAAUGGUAAUGAGUCUUUUGUAACUCUGCUUCUAAAGUUUGGUGCUGAUCCAAAUGCCAAAGAUUUGGAUGGAAAUAUCCCACUAUGGGAAGCAAUGAUCGGUGGACAUGAAUCUGUCAAAAAAAUGCUCAUAGACAAGGGUGCAGACAUAUUUUGUGUUGAUGCAGGGCAUCUAGCAUGCUCUGCAGUUGAUAAAAAUAGCAUUGAAUUGCUUAAGGAACUCAAAGAACUCGGUGUGGAUGUGACAAAACCCGAAAUGAGCGGAAUCACUGCCCUGCAUAAAGCAGUAAGUGACAGAAAUGUAGAGAUGGUAAAGUUCCUUUUGGACCUAGGAGCUAAAGUUGAUAUGCAAGAUGAUCAUGGCUGGACUCCAAGGGCUUUGGCAGAAAAUCAAGGCCACGAUGAAAUUAAAAAUAUAUUCCAAAACAUUAAAGAAAACAAACAAACAGCACCUGUUAGUCCAAUACCAGAAGAUGGUACGCCUAAUGUGUCGUCGUUUCAAAGUGCACCCGUUAUGCCUGAUGCUCGUGGAUCCCUAGAUAACAUGCUACAACCACCUAAUCAAGAAGAGUUGCCAUGGUUAGAUAGUCAUCGGAGGCAAAGGGCCAACACCUUUCAUAAUUCAAUUUUCGGGAUGAUAUCUGCUGCCAAUUACGAUAAAAAAGAUCUUGGGGUAUCUGAAAGCAGAAUCACGAAUACUGCGAACAUGAAUGGAAUAGUAGCUAGAGUGACACUUAUUUGUCCAGAAAAAGGUGAACAUGCUGUAAAGCUUGCUUUUCUGCCCGAUUCCCUCGAAGAACUGCUAGACAUUGGUGCCAAAAAGUUUGAUUUCUCACCCACCAAAAUUUUGACCAAAGAAGGAGCUGAAAUUGACGAUAUAGAUCUUAUAAGAGAUGGUGAUCAUCUUAUUAUUGCAAAGUGACGGAAGAGGGAAAGGGAAACAAUAAUUUUGUGCAGUAAUGUUCUUAGUUUGGAACAUACUUGUAAAAUGACAUAGAUAAGAUAAGAUUAGUCAAUAGAGGAAAAGUAGAAAGAUAUCUUGUAUUUCCGAUUUUAUUAUUCUAUAGCUGUAUAAAGUUUGAUCAUUCAUUUAAAAUCCUUGGAUACCAAGCUUAGGUGAUGAGAAUGGUAAAUUACUUGAUUGUUCGUCA